ACAUAGCUGGAUGAAGACAGAAAUCCGAAGCCAGACUAUAUUCACCGCAGAGGUCAAUGACCUCAUUCAGUCAACGUGGUUUAUCGCGCUUUCCCGUGAAAGUAUCACGUGACCGCAAUAGCUCCCUCUUUCUUGUCGGCCAUUUCACCCAAGACGUCAUCAUGGUGAAGACAAACACUACCGGUUACCGCCGCGGUACGCGGUACAUGUUCGCACGGGACUUCCGUAAGAAGGGUGUCGAGCCGCUGUCAACUUUCCUCCACGUCUACAAGAGAGGCGACUACGUGGACAUCAAGGGUUGUGGUGCCUUCCAGAAGGGCAUGCCACACAAGAGCUACCACGGCCGAACGGGGCAAAUCUUCAACGUCACGCAGCACGCUGUGGGAGUCAUUGUCAACAAGCAGAUCGGCAACCGCAUCAUCCCCAAGCGCAUCAACGUCCGCAUCCAGCACGUGCGGCCCUCCAAGUGCCGGGACGACUUCCUCAACCGCGUCAAGCGCAACGAUGAGCUGAGGAAAGAGGCCAAGGAGAAGGGCAUCACGCUGGAGAAGGGCUCCCUCAAGAGAAUGGCUGAGCAACCACGCACAGCCCACUUUGUGAAGACAAAGAACAACGAGCCACAGCUUGUAGAACCCAUCCCGUACAAGUUCAUUGCGUGAAGCACUUCUUAAAAUCCAUCGUAUUAAAGAAGGCGGUUCAAUUCAAUGGCUGUUUUGUAAAGUCUAAAACUGGAUGUUGUGAGGGUUAUAUGAUGUAAUAAAACUCGGAGGGUAAAAAGGUAGAAAAAA
Patiria miniata (bat star) is the source of this 788-nucleotide messenger RNA. It is a transcript of the gene rpl21, whose product is annotated as 60S ribosomal protein L21-like. Gene Ontology annotation, biological process: translation. NCBI's taxonomy places the organism in Eukaryota, Metazoa, Echinodermata, Asteroidea, Valvatida, Asterinidae. The coding region runs from base 57 to 659 and encodes 200 amino acids. Gene Ontology annotation, cellular component: cytosolic large ribosomal subunit; ribosome. The transcript has 5 exons. The record is from RefSeq and is a predicted model, not a curated record. Gene Ontology annotation, molecular function: structural constituent of ribosome.